AUUCAUUAAUUCAUUCCUGGUUCAUAAAGGAUAGAAAAAGCAACACAAUUUUGCACAGCAUUCGUUUGUACUCAUUUACAUAUUUCUACUUUCAACUUUUUAAUAAUUUUCACGGAUCUUGCUAAUUUUACGUGUUCUUAAUUCCCUUCCGUAAUUUGGUGAAAGUUAUACCAAAUUCGUAAAGCAGCAAAAUCAAGUUUGCCAAGAUGACCAACAAAUUUUCCGCCGUGUCCUUGCUAAUUUUAGUUUUGGCAAGUAGUGUGCAAAACGAGGUUCCUUACAGACGCCACUUUUUGCUGAAACAUUUAUCCAGCGGAAAAUGUCUCGUGGGUCAUCGUGGCGACACCUUCAUGGAUUUUUGCGACCCUUCCGACAAGAUUCAGGAGUGGAUAACGCUCGGCCCCCAGUGGGGCGGAAGCAUUAGGCCGUUCAUCACCCCAGAAAUGUGUCUCGCCUCACCCCCCGAGGGAAAAGGAUUUUACACCCAUUUGCAAAAUUGUUCCCUACAGUGUGCAAGCAUAAGAUGGACCAUCACGUUGGACCCUCGCCCCUCGCCGCGCCCCAGUCUGGGGAAGGUCAUGGUGUGGAACAACGACGUGGAGCGGUGCCUCCAACCCAGCGGCGGGGCUGGCGACAAGGUCAAGACGGGCCCCUGUCCAAAGCACGACGGCUGGAUCAAGAUCGACCGUGCAACGAGUGACAGCUUCUUCUGGGAAAUGGCCCUCAUUAAAGCAAUUCAUUAAUUUUAAGGGUUACAUUAAAAACUAGGCGUAAAAUAAAUAAUUUGUUGUGUAAUUGAAU
Messenger RNA from Folsomia candida, 801 nucleotides. RefSeq lists its product as uncharacterized. Bases 207 to 743 code for a protein of 178 amino acids. Lineage: Eukaryota; Metazoa; Arthropoda; Collembola; Entomobryomorpha; Isotomidae. The record is from RefSeq and is a predicted model, not a curated record. The transcript is spliced from 4 exons.